Salpingoeca rosetta is the source of this 4719-nucleotide messenger RNA. RefSeq lists its product as uncharacterized. Bases 1 to 4719 code for a protein of 1572 amino acids. Gene Ontology annotation, molecular function: nucleic acid binding. NCBI's taxonomy places the organism in Eukaryota, Choanoflagellata, Craspedida, Salpingoecidae. The record is from RefSeq and is a predicted model, not a curated record. Gene Ontology annotation, biological process: DNA integration. The transcript is spliced from 4 exons.
AUGAACUUACAACAGAUUAUGAGACCCAGUUCAAUUAGCGCAGACGGCAUCAAGGUCUUCGCUGGCGCUGAGCAGGAUGCCAACCUCUUCUUCAUCACCGUCGAGGCCAAGCUCAUCGCCGCUGGCAUCGACGCUGGCAUCAUCGCCGAGGGUGGUGCUGACCACCAAGGAGACGGGCAGGCUCCAGCAGCUGCCUCAUCGCCGAGCCCAAGCACCCACGGUGCUUCGGGUCCCCGCACUCGCUCCCGCGCUCAACGCGGCCCUCGCCGCACUGGCGCCCGCCACGACGUGGCGGACCAUGAUGACGACGAUGACGAGGGCGAUGGCGACGACCACGGCGCUCAGCCAUCUUCCUCCUCUUCCUCUCUCCAUUCUUCGGCCACUCCGAGCGGAGGAGCGCAGGUGGCGUCCCGAGCCUCUGGCCUGCUGGAUCCCCGUGAUCCACAGGUUGACGCAGCCAUCUUCGCGUUCCUCCUUGGCGUCCUGACGGGACACCCGCUGCGGCUGGCCAUCACCGACAACCGUGGCCGCUCCGGUGUGCUUGCGCUGCGCCGCCUCCGCGAGCGCUACAUCCGCAGCGGCAAGGACCACGUGAGUCGCCUCAGGCAGCAGCUCUCUUCGACCACCUGGUUGCCCACGGACACCGUCGACACGUUCAUGUCCCGCAUCACGGACAUCAACUCGCAGCUCCUCGCUGCCGGCGUGUCCAUCCCGGAGGACGACCUGCGCACCCUCGUCCGCAACGAACUCCCCGCAGAGUUUGAUGUGGCGAUGCGGUUCAUGGAGCGCGAGGACCCGCCGCCAUCGCUGUCCAAGAUGACGGCGGACCUCAUCCAGGAAGAGCGCCGCCUGCAUCGUCCAAAGAAGCGCACGCCCGUGCUCGCCAUCGGCGGGCCAAGCCCCGGCUCCUUCGCUGCAUCGCCGAUGCACGCUGGCACGUCGCCCUCCGACACGAGCGGUGGACCAUGCUGUCCACCUGCAGAGCGCGUGACUUGCGCGUUCUGCAACUUCCGCGGCCACUGCGCGCAGCAGUGCCGCAAGCUGCAGGCGGCCAAGCGCUACCACGUCAUCGACUUGCGGCAGAUCCUGGCUACGCUUCGCAACCACGGCAACGGCAACGGCAAGCGGCCAGGAUCCUCUCGCCCACAGCACGGACGAGCAGCUCUAUUCAAGAAGGCGGCCGUCCUGCUCUACGCCGACAUCGCCGGUCCGCUGGAGGAGACGUCGCUGCGAGGUGCACGCUACGCGCUGACCUUCAUCGACGACUGCACGCGUUUCGCCUGGACGUUCCUCAUCCGGCACAAGAACGACGUCGGCGCGGCCCUGGAGCAGCUGCGCAAGGACCGCCACGUCGUCAACGCACUCCGAGGCGCCACGCUGCAGACGGACAGCGACGCCGUCUUCAAGAGCCAGGACUUCACCGACCUGUGCCUGGCCUUCGACAUCAAGCAGCGCUUCUCGCCACCGCACUCGCAGGCCAAGAACGGAUCCGCAGAGCGCACUUUCCGCACCCUCUUCGAGACGGCGCGUACGAUGCUGUUUGCUGCGGACCUGGACAAGCCGUUCUGGGGCUUCGCCGUGCAGCACGCCACGCUGCUGCACAACAUCGCGCCACGCAGGAGCCUCAAGGACAAGUCACCCUUCGAGGCCCUGACUGGGCACGCCUUCGACGUCAGCCUGCUGCGCGUCUUCGGCUCGCCGGCCUACGUGCAUGUGGAGAAGAGCAGCACGCGGCACAAGCUUGACCCACGCUCACGCGUUGGCGUCUACGUCGGCUUCGCCGAGGAGGACCAGGCCCACGUCGUCUGGAUGCCGGACACGCGACGCGUUGUCCACACCAUCCACGCUCGCUUCGGCGCCAUCAAGAACAAGGACGCCGCCUCCUCUCAGCAGCAGCAAGAGCAGGACGACAGCGGUGCCUCUGCUUCGCAUGCCAACAAGACCGCUCAGCGUUCAACCGAGGACAGUGCCACUGGCGCUCCCACUGCACCACGUGCGGGGGAGCCGCAGCUCCAGCCACGCGCCCUUGGCGGCUCCGUCUGGGAUCAGCUGCUGUUGUCCGAGACCCUCGGCGACAAGGACACCUCUGGUGGCUCAACCACCACGUGUCACGUUGCCACCAGCGCUGCUGGUACGGGGGAGAAGACAUCAGCAGUGGGUGGUCAUCUACCAGACAUCGCUGCUGGCAGUGUUGCCACGUCAGCUGAGCCAGCCACCGUCAAGGAGGCGCUUGCCUCGCCAGACUCCGAGGAGUGGCGCCAAGCCAUCCUGGACGAGUUUGCGGCAAUGCAGGCCAAUGACGUCUACGACGUCGUGCCUCGCGCUGACCUUCCCAAGGGCCACAAGCUGCUCCGCAGCAUGGUCAUCUUUCGGAGGAAGCGCGAUGACCAGGGCAAGGUGAUCAAGUACAAGGCGCGCUGGGUUGCCAAGGGCUACUCCCAGGUCCACGGUGUCAACUACACGGACACCUUUGCCCCGACGGCUACCAUCGCAGCCAUCCGCACCAUGCUCGCCAUGGCCGUCGCGCGUGGCAUGGACAUCCAGCAGAUGGACGUCAACACGGCGUUCCUCAACGCGCCCGUGGAUCACGAGAUCUACGUCCAGCCACCGGCCGUCGACGGCAUCUUCUCGCCGAAUACGGUGCUGCGCCUCAAGCGUGGGCUGUAUGGGCUGAAGCAGAGCCCGCGCCUGUGGAACCACACGCUGGACGCCUGGAUGCGCGAGCAGGACUUCGUCGCCACAGCCACGGACGCCUGCAUCUACCGCCGCACCUGCAAGGGUGGCAAGGUGAUGUGGGUUGCCGUCUACGUGGACGACCUGCUCAUCUUCGCCGACAGCGACAGCGACAUGGCCGCGUUCAAGAACUCCAUCUCCAAGCGCUUCAAGAUGAAGGACCUGGGCAGCCCAGACAUUUGUCUCGGCAUCAAGGUGCAGCACGACCGCAAGGCCAGGACCGUCACCAUGAGCCAGGAGCACUACCUGCGCAGCGUGCUGGAGACCUUCGGCAUGGCUGACUGCAAGCCUGUCGGCACGCCGCUCUGCACGGGCUACGUCGACAAGCCAGCCGACAAGGAGGAGCCACUCCCGGAUGUGCCGUUCCGCGAGCUGCUUGGCUCCCUCCUCUAUGCUGCGACGAUGACGCGCCCAGACAUCUCGGCGGCUGUCUCCAUCCUCUCUCGCCGUAUGCAGCACUUCGGCAUGGACCAUUGGAAGGCUGCCAAGCACCUUCUUCGCUACAUCAAGGGCACCUUGUCCUACACCAUCAAGUACGCCGCCACUGGCGACACCAGCAACGGCAGCACUGCCGACGGCGUGCUCUCAGCGUACUCGGAUGCGUCGUUCGCCUCCGACGUUGACACGCGACGUUCCCGCACGGGCUUCGUCGUCUUCUGUUCCACGGGCCCCGUGUCCUGGAACUCCAAACUGCAGGCCACCGUGGCCACAGCCUCCGCCGACGCGGAGUACAUGGCUCUCGCAGCCACCGCACAGGAACUCAUGUUCCUUCGCCAACUCCAGGAGGAGCUCACCGGCGCCGCCCUGUGCGAGCCCACGCUCGUCCACACGGACAACCAGCCGGCGCAGCGCGUUGCCGAACACGCCGCCUCGCGUAUGCGGCACAUCCUCGUCAAGUACCACUACAUCCGCGAGUGCGUCGACACCAAGAGGAUUGUGCUGAGCUACCUCGCCACGGAGCACAUGAUCGCAGAUCUCCUCACGAAGAUCCUCCCUCGGCCCAAGACGGCUCAGUUCUGCACGAUGCUGUUCGACCAGCGUCCUCUGCCAGGCUGCCAGCCACGGGCCCGUCCUCAUUCGGGCCGAACAUCAACGCAGCAGAGAGCUGACGGGGUGUUGCACAUUGCGCAGACACAGGCCAUCAACGACAUCAUCAACGACUACAACCUGGCAGCGGCAGCCAGCGUGUCCACGCCCAUGCGUGUUGGCAUCGACGCCUCCAGCAUCAGCGAGCAGCCCGACCGACGCCUGCCUUUCCGCAACCUCGUCGGCUCGCUCCUGUACCUGGCCAACCGCACGAGACCAGACGUCAGCUUCGCGUGCGGGCUGCUCUGCCGUUACAUGGACCGUUACACGACGGUCCACUGGCAGGCAGCCAAGCACGUCGUGCGGUACCUGAAGGCGACGAGCGAGCACGGCCUCCUCUUCAAGCGACGCAGCGGCACGCGCAAGGACCAGCCGCUGGACCUUGUGUGCUACAGCGAUGCCAGCUUCGGCACAGACCAGCUGACGGGCCGCUCCACGACGGGCUUUACCUGCUACAUCAACGGCUGUCUUGUGUCUUGGAGCAGCCGGCUGCAACCCACGGUUGCGCUGAGCACCGCCGAGGCCGAGUACAUGGCCAUCUCCGCUGCAGCGCAGGACGUUGUCUUCCUGCGGCAGCUGCUCAUGGACCUCGACGAGCCCGAGGCUGGAGCCACCAAGAUGCUGACAGAUAACCAGGCGGCCAUCGCCAUCGGCAACGACCACGUCACCAAGCCGCGCACGAAGCACAUCCCGGGUACGCCACCACUUCGUGCGGAGCUCAUCGCCGACGGAACCAUUGUGCUGCAGCACUGUCCCGGGCACGCAGAUGGUUGCCGACGCGCUGACCAAGGCACUGGACAAGCACACCUUUCGAGCAGCACCUGCCACGACUGGUGGGAACCUCGGCGGCUGAGACGGAGCAGAGGAAGGCAGUUGAGGGGGAGUGUUGAGAGUCAGUGA